Camellia sinensis is the source of this 3021-nucleotide messenger RNA. NCBI's taxonomy places the organism in Eukaryota, Viridiplantae, Streptophyta, Magnoliopsida, Ericales, Theaceae. The record is from RefSeq and is a predicted model, not a curated record.
AAAGAUUGAAUUUGGUGGUAAAAGCAGGGGAAAGCAUGGAGAGUACAGCAAGCCGACUUCAUGAACGACUUCAAAGGGAGAAAAGUUUCCUCCUCAUUCUUGAUGAUGUUUGGGACGCAAUUGAUUUGGAUUAUCUAGGUGUCCCACAAACACAACCAGAACUUCAAAUGGGAAACAAGGUAAUACUGACCUCUCCAUCUUUGGAUGUAUGUCGGCAGAUGAAGACGGAUAUAGAUGUUAAAGUGGAUGUUCUAAACGAGGAAGAAUCGUGGCAACUGUUUACUCAAAAUGCCGGGAAGGUAGCCACCCUACCACAUAUUGAACCAAUUGCAAGGAAAGUUAGCAAAGAAUGCAGUGGAUUGCCCUUAGCAAUCAUCAUUGUUGGGGCUUCCAUGAGGGGGAAGAUAACGGAGACAUUGUGGAACGAUGCCUUAAAUGCUCAAGGAAUUGAGUAUAAGGUGUACAGGCAUCUCAAAUGGAGUUACGAUUCAUUGUUUUUCCAAGGUAUGGAUAUCAAAUCUUGUUUUUUGUAUUGCUCCUUAUAUCCAGAGGACUUUUCAAUUGAAGUAAGGGAACUUGUGCAAUGCUGGAUUGCGGAAGGUUUGGUGGUAGUACGAAAAAGCUAUGAGGAUUCAAUGAAUAGAGGAAUUGCUUUGGUUGAAAAUCUCAAGGACUUGCUUGCUAGAAGAAGGUAUCUUCAACCACACUGUGAAGAUGCAUGACGUAGUUCGUGAUGUUGCCAUGUGGAUUGCAUCUUCCUCAGAGCUUGAUGGAUGUAAGUCCUUUGUUCAGUCUGGAAUCGGUUUGAAUCAAAUUUCAGAAACUGAAUUGUCAGAAUCUCUCAAUAGAGUUUCUUUCAUGGAGAACAAAAUAACACGGUUGCCUGAUUGCGCAAUACGAUGCCCAAAGGUAUCAAGUCUACUUCUACGAGGUAAUCUUCCUCUUGAGAUAGUUCCAGAAGGAUUCCUGCUUGGAUUUCCAGCACUUAGAGUCUUGAAUCUGAGUGAAACUCGCAUCCAUACACUACCUCUUUCAGUUAUCCAACUGCAUAAACUCGAGGCUCUUCUGUUACGAACAUGUCAGAACCUCAAAGAAUUACCCCCACUUGGAAGACUUCAUAGGUUACAAGUUCUCGAUUGCUCUUCCACUAAUCUUGAGGCAUUGCCAGAAGGAAUGGAAAAUUUAACCGAUCUAAGGCUGUUAGAUUUAUCAGAAACUCACCACUUGAGACAUAUUCCAAAUGGAAUUAUAUCCCAGUCGUCCCGUUUAGAAACUAUAGACAUGACAAAUAGUUUCUACAUGUGGGGUGGGAAGAGACCAAGGGAAGAAUUGGAAACAGCACAAAUUGAUGAGCUAGGAUGCCUUGCUCUAUACAUUAACCUGAACAGCUCGUAUCUCACCUUUGAAGAUCUUUCUUGGAUAAAAAGAUUAAAAAGAUUCCAUUUUGUCAUUGGUCAUGCCGAUGAAAAACUUCUAGUACAAAAAAAAUAUGAGGAAAAGAGGGUUACUCUUUGUUGGGUUAAUUUGUAUGCAAGGACGGAACUGGGAUUUCAUCACCGGAGGGGCCAAAAGACAAAUAAAUUUUUUGUACUAUAUACAUAUGCACGCAUGUAUGUACAAUAUGAUAUAUGAAUUAUGUAUAUACACAAAAAAAUUCAAAUACCACAGAAGUAAUUUCCAAUAGGAUAAAGUUUUUUUGGUACAAAAUAAAAAGAGAGCGCAAGAUAAGAGAAAAAUAAGAUAUAUAUUUUUUAUAUUGGGGGUCAUUUUAUGUAUAAAAUGAAAUAUAUUUUUAAAAUACUAUGACAAACCAUAUUUUUCAUAGAAACUGGGGGGCCAUGGCCCCCAUAGUCUUCUCCUAAUUCCGUCCCUGUUUGUAUGGAAUAUAUUAUUGGCUUAAGCAAUUAUUGGAAAAUGCAAGUAAUCUGACUUUGGAUUGUUGUAAAAACUUAGAAGAGAUACCUGCAGGCUUGGCGAAAGAAUGCUACUGUUUUAUUGGUUUGAAAUCACUAUCACAGAUUACCAUGGUGAGUUUCUACCAGCAAGAGAAAGUGGUGAUGACCGAUUUGACCUCUUACCUAAUCUUCAGGAACUAGUUCUCCUUGAAGUGUGGUGUCUAUUGUCCGUUUCAGAACUAGUUCGCCUUCUUAAACUCUGACUUUCUACACUAAGAAAAAUAAGUUUGUCCCGUUGUAACAGGUUAAAAUAUCUUGUCUCUUCUAGUGGGACUUUGAAAAAUCUAGAAGAAGUCACCGUUAGCUCUUGCCGGGAGUUUGCAGAGCUCUUUGAGAAUGCUAGUUCAAGCCAGUCUUCUGAGGACCUUCCUGAGCAUGCUACUUCAAGCCAGACAUUGGUCCCAAGUUGCAUUGUUCCAAACCUACGGACAAUGAAAUUGAAAAAUCUUCCCGAAAUAAUAACCCUAUGCGGACAACACCAGUCAUGGCAGCAUCUAGAGAUACUUGAAGUGAUCAAUUGCAAUCAAAUCAAGAAGUUGCCAUUCACUACCCAAAAUGCAAAUGCCAUAAAAGAAAUAAGAGGUGAAUUGCAAUGGUGGAACGAUUUGCAGUGGGACGACAAAGAUACAAAAUAAAGUCUGCAACGGUAUUUCGAUCCUUCUUGGUGCUGAAGGUACAUGCUUUCGAGACUGCUCAAGGAAUUCACAUGUCUGUCGCUCUGCUGAGUGGCAAAGCAAGUCGAGAAGAAUAAAGAAAAUGGAGCUCUGAAUUUGUGUACUCAAGUGCCACGCUUUUGAAGCUCAAUGCAGGUUGAACUUUCUCCAACUAGCUUGGAAAGUGUUGUUUUGGGCGAGUAAGAGAAGCAUUUUCAGAAAAAUAAUGAGAGCAUUGACAGUAUUGGGGAGAGAACUUAAGCAACAACAGGGUUGAAGAAGGAGCUAGCCACUUAUGAACCAUCCUGAUUUCUUCAUUGUAAAGCCUAUGAAGUAUUGAGAAAAAGAAAAAAAAAAGUAUUCAAAGUUACAAAGAAAUUAACGAGACCAAACCCAAUCCUUAGGCAAUUCAA